Pantherophis guttatus is the source of this 7473-nucleotide messenger RNA. RefSeq names its product regulatory factor X7 (gene RFX7). NCBI's taxonomy places the organism in Eukaryota, Metazoa, Chordata, Lepidosauria, Squamata, Colubridae. Gene Ontology annotation, molecular function: RNA polymerase II cis-regulatory region sequence-specific DNA binding; DNA-binding transcription factor activity, RNA polymerase II-specific. The record is from RefSeq and is a predicted model, not a curated record. Gene Ontology annotation, biological process: regulation of transcription by RNA polymerase II.
CGCCGCUCGCCGGGAAGGCCCAGCAUGGCGGAGGAGGCGCCGCCCGCGCCCGACGGAGCCAGCGGAGCCCCCGCGCCCGCCCUGCCUGCCCUGGUGCCCGGCCUGCAGGGCGCGGAGGCCGGCGCGCUGCAGCACAAGAUCCGCGGCUCCAUCUGCAAAGCUGUUCAAUCUAAAGUGGACUGCAUUUUGCAAGAAGUUGAGAAGUUUACAGAUUUACAGAAACUCUACCUCUACCUUCAACUGCCUUCUGGUCCCAGCAAUGGCGAGAAAAGCGAUCAGCUGUCUGUCUCCUCCAGCCGCGCUCAACAGGUGCACGCCCUUUCCUGGAUCCGGAACACCUUGGAAGAACACCCGGAGACCUCCCUCCCCAAGCAGGAAGUGUAUGAUGAGUACAAGAGCUACUGUGACAAUCUCGGCUACCACCCGCUCAGUGCCGCAGACUUUGGCAAGAUCAUGAAGAAUGUGUUUCCCAACAUGAAGGCCCGGCGCCUGGGCACGCGAGGCAAAUCUAAAUAUUGCUAUAGUGGACUUCGGAAGAAAGCACUCGUGCAGAUGCCAUCCCUCCCCAAUCUGGAUUUCCCUAAAACUGGAGAUGGGCUGGAUGGGGCAGAGCCUGCUGGGCGCCUGCAGAGUGCCGAUGAGGAAAUAGUGUCCGCUGCCUGCCAGCUGGUCUGCGAAUGGGCUCAGAAAGUGCUCAGCCAGCCCUUUGAUUCUGUCCUGGACUUGGCUCGCUUCCUGGUGAAAAGCCACUACACUGGCACCAAAUCCAUGGCAGCUUUGGCAGUGAUGGCAGGCGCCCCUGCAGGACUCAAGGGGAUCCCCCAGCCGUCGGCUUUUGUCCCGACGGCAGAGAGCAACUCCUUCCAGCCCCAGGUGAAGACGCUGCCUUCGCCCGUGGAUGCCAAGCAGCAGCUGCAGCGCAAGAUCCAGAAGAAGCAGCAGGAGCAGAAACUGCAGUCCCCUCUGCCAGGCGAGUCGCCCGCCAAGAAGGCCGAGGGCCCAGCAAGCAAUGGUGUUGCCAGCCUUCCGAAUGGGAGCCCGGCCAUCCUGUCCCCUCAGUCCAUUGGCAUUGUGGUGGCUGCUGUGCCAAGUCCGAUCACGGUGCCAAGGUCCCGGCAGUUGGUAACGUCUCCUAGCCCGAUGGGCUCGACUGAUGGCAAAGUCCUUCCACUCAAUGUCCAGGUGGUCACUCAGCCCAUGCAGUCCAUCAAGCAGUCUCCAAAGACUCCCCAGAAUGUGCCGGCCAGUCCCGUGGGAGAUCGCUCUGCUCGUCAUCGCUAUGCCCAGAUCCUGCCAAAGCCAGCCAACACCAACGCGCUCACCAUUCGUUCCCCAACCACAGUGCUCUUCACGAGCAGCCCAAUCAAGACGGUGGUUCCUGCUCAGCACAUGAACGUGGUCAAAAUGACCGCCAUCUCGCUUGCCCCAAGCGGUGCCAGUGGCACGCCCAUCAAGCACACAGCCUCCGCCAUUGGCUCAGGAGGCGCAGAAGAGCCAAGAAGUCUCCCUCAGAUCAAGAAAGGAUCUGUGAUUUCACUCCAGUCCCCGGGAACCAAAGGUGGCAGUGGAGGCCUAGCUUCUGCCCCGUCUUCGGUCGAGGUCAAACUGGAGCCAGAACUGGUGCUGGAUGAGACCUUGCAGCAGAAUCUAGAGAAUGCAAACCCCGCUCAAGCGGUCAGAGUUACCCUGCUAACUCCUGUGGAUCAGUUGAGGACUGUGGAAGCUGAGGCCUGGAAAUGCCGGGCUGAGGAGCGUUUUGGAGCAGCAAGCUGUGACCCCCAGGAGGGAGAUUCAGAGAGGAAAUCCCUUUCCCAGGCGCAUGAAGCCCCCCUGGGUCCCUUGGACGCAGGUCAACAUGUCUCCAGCACUGGCAUCGCCCCCUCGCCUAUUGCAGGCGACCAAGGAUGCCCGAAAGGCCUGCGGAAGAGGCUGCCUUCUGCCUUUGUGGACGCUCAGGGCCCCCCUGUCAAGAAACUUUCUGUGGGACAGGCAUCUGCAGAAGCCCCCAAGGCCAGCAGUGUGAAGAAAGCCCAGCAGACGGGCGGCCUGCCUCUCCCUAACAGUGACAGUCCGGCUGCCCUUCUCCAGAGUCCCGGCCAGGCGGCCCUUCAAAUCCAGUCUGCAGCCUCAGGGAUCAGCCUGGAGACUUCCUGCCCCCUGGAUGCUGACCUCAUCAUUGCCCCCAGCGACUCUCUGCUAGAGCAGCCCCCAGCGGCCGCCUCAGCAGGUGUGGAAAUGAAGUUGGAAGGAGACGUCUUUGUCCUAGGAAACAGCUCCAAGUCCGAGGGCAGCCUGAACCCCAACGUGUGGCAGCACCUGGCCAAGGGCUCCCCCUUCGUCCAGGAGGCCUGCAAGCCCCCGAUCAGUGUUAUGACACUUGCUGGACCAUCCGACUCCGAGGACCUGCCCAAGUCCGCCUGGGAGCCGGUGCACUUAGAAGGGUUCCAGCAGACCGGGACAGCCUUUGGGCAGCCGUUACCAGAUCAGGUCCAGCCGCCCUCUCUCGACCAGCCUCUGCCUGGCCAGAGCUCCAGUCAGCUGCCCCUGCAGCAGGAGCUGAAGGACUUCGAGGAUGCCGCCUCCCAGUCCCACGAGAACUUCUUCUCCUUCGACGACGACCUGACCCAGGACAGCAUCGUGGAGGAGCUGGUGCUGAUGGAGGAGCAGAUGUCCCUCAGCACCUCCCACCUCUACAGCGCCUCCCUGGGGAUGGCUCUCCAGAACCAGGGGGUAGCUCAGGGGGCAUCCUUGGCCCCUCACCCCAACAGUGCCCACUUCUAUCACCCGAUCCACAGCAACAGCACGCCUGUCCAUACACCCACGCCCACCCCAACGCCCACCCCAACGCCCACCCCCACCUCGGAAAUCAUGGCAGGGUCACAAGGCGUGUCGCGGGAGAGUCCAUGCUCCAGGAUGGCCCAGACCACGCCUGUUGACAGCGCCCUGGGGAGCAGCCGGCACACGCCUGUUGGCACCCCACACUCCAACUGUAGCAGCAGCGUGCCCCCAAGCCCCGUGGAGUGUAGAAACCCCUUUGCCUUCACCCCAAUUAGCUCCAGCAUGGCCUACCACGACGCCAGUGUGGUUUCCAGCAGUCCUGUGAAGCCCAUGCAGCGGCCCAUGGCCACCCACCCUGAUAAAACCAAGCUGGAAUGGAUGAAUGCCGGCUAUGGCAGCGUGGGGGCAUCCUCUGUCACCAGCCAGGGAAUUCUGCCCGGCUACCAGGAGUCGGUGGAAGACCGUUUCAGGAAGCCCCAUGCCUUUGCUGUCCCUGGCCAGUCCUACCAGUCUCAGUCACGGCACCAUGAUCCCCAUUUUGGGCGAGUGACCCCCGUCUCCCCUGUCAGCAACAAGCAGGAAGGUUUUGCCGUCCCUGCCCCUCUCGAUAACAAAGGGACUGGCUCCUCUCAUGGCGGCCAUUUCAGAUGCCGGAGUGUCAGUCCUGCCGUGCACCGCCAGCGGAAUCUUAGCGGAAGCACCGUCUGCCCUGUCACGGCCGUGCUUCGCUCUGGAACGAUGGUGGGCUCUUUUGGGAGUCCGGUCCCCCUGGAAGUUCACCCCUCCUUGGCAAACGUCCAUGCAGACCCAAGUGCCAGUACCCUCGCCCAGCGCAGCCAGUCAGUGCCCCUGACGGUGAUGAUGGAGACGGCUUUUCCACAGCCUCAGAAGCAGCCGAGUUCAAAGAAGAUCACCAAUGUCUUGCUCAGCAAGCUGGACUCGGAGAACGAUGAUGCCGUGCGUGGCCUGGGCAUCAACAACCUGCCCUCCAAUUACACCGCCAGGAUGAACCUGACUCAGAUUUUGGAGACUUCUGCCGCCUUUCCAAGUGCCAAUGCCCAGAACAUGCCCCCAUGCAGCCCGUCCGUUUUUGAAUUCCAAACACCAGGUUACCUCGCUAAAAACAGCAGCCCUGAUCCGGCAGACUUUGCUUCUGGGGACCAUGCAGCCCAUUCGGAAGCUGGGGAGCAGCAGCUGGAUUUCAGCGGCACCGUGAAGGAGCUUUUGGAGGAGAGCAGCCUGCAGGGCAGCCAGGUGCCUGCCGACUUGACCAAUGUGGCCUCUGUCUUCUCCAGCGACAUGAGGCUGACCUCGGAGCUGUCGGGGAGCAUGAACGACCUGAACGCUCUGGACCCAAAUCUGCUCUUUGAUCCGGCCCAUCCACAAGGCCAAGACGACGAGGCAACACUGGAGGAGUUGAAGAACGAUCCCCUUUUCCAGCAGAUCUGCAACGAGUCCAUCAGCUCUAUGACUUCCGCAGGUUUCGAUUGGAUGGAGAGUAAGGACCAUCCUGCUGUGGAAAUGUUGGGUUAAGAAGUGUGUGCGUGUGUGCGUGCACGUAUGUGUGUAUGUAUACACACCUAUACAUAUUUGUGAGUGUGUGCGUAUAUAUAUAUAUAUAUAUAUAUAUAUAUAUAUAUAUAUAUAUAUAUGUAUAUAUGUGUGUAUAUAUACGUGUGUGUGUAAAUAUAUAUACACGCACACACGUGUGUGUAUGUGUGUAUAAAAUCUAUGUAGCACACUGUAUUUAAGAAAAUCUAAAGACAAGACAUACUGUAUUUGUCUUAAUGGAAGUGCCUCCUGCAGCAGAAACAAAAUUUGUGACAUUUUUUUUUAAAAAAAGAACUGCUCUACCAGCUGCUUUAUUCUUCAGCAGGGUUUAUACAAUCUUAACCAAUUUUUAAGGCAUUUCUGAAGGAUGCAGCCUGCUCCAGAGCCAGUAUUAGGUUUUAAAAUUUUGCUUACUGAAAAACAUGGCUUGCUGCCUCUGGAGGAUAAAGAGCCUUUGCGGGAGGGUAUCGGGAGGUAGGAAGGGAGUGCUCCCCACCCAGCCUUCCCUCCGUCUGCUCUGUAGGGCCUUCCAUUGGCAUCAGGGUUCAGAGAGGCAAUGCUGAAACUGGGAAGGUGCAUGGAUGGGUUGCAUGAUGCAUCUGGUCAGGAAGUGCUUCUGCACUCUGGGUGCAUAAAGACUCUGCGCCUUUGCUGGCACGAUUGGCACACCAGAGAGAGCAAACAUCCUGAUCACAAAUACCAUAUGCCUGCAGAGUGGAAAAGGCAGAGGGGGCCAGCGGGGCCAGCGUUCCUAGGUCAUUCAAUUGGGAGAUGGUCUCCGGCUGGCCUUUCCCAAAGGAUGGUGGACUUGGCACCCCCUCCACGGGAAGGUCCUGGGGGGGGGGCGGGUGCCUCAUUGGCCAGUUGCCAGGGAAGGCCAGCGGUAGACAGGAAGGGGGGAAAAUCAGCACAACUUGAGUCAGAUGAUGGUUAACUCCUUAUCAAGGGCUAAUUGUGGGCAGGAGCAGGAGAGGCUUCCAAGAAAGAAAAAGCAGCCCAAAUCUUUUAUCCCAAAUGGAAAAUUUAUUCUGCCACAGGGUGGCUCAUAUUAAGAAUACACCAGAAUGUUUUAAAAGCAAACAGUUUAAUGCUGCUUUUAAUGUCCUUGAGUAGGGAAGACUAGUUCCAACCCCUGCGAUUAAUAAAUCUGUUCCUUCCAUGGCAACUGUACCCUAAAAUGUUUGUCAGGAUUUAUAGUUCUUUUUGUUCACAUGAAAAACUAGAAUGCAAAAAUGACCGUGAUUCAGGUUUUCCUAACUCACAGGCUUUAAAAAAAAACAAAAACAUUUUUCUGCAGAAACUAGUUAGUGUUUCCAGGAUUGACACAACUGGCCAGUUCUUUCUUGAUGAAGGACUCUGGUUAACGCUGGAGGGUGAAUUUCCGAGGCCUUCCAUGGUAGGAACUGUGGGAAGCCUGCUGUGGCUGAGCCUGUCCUCAGAAGUGCUCCUCCCAGCACCCACAGGGAAGUAGGGGGACUGCGGGGGCGGAAUCUCUGGGGCUGGCACUUUGAUGCCAACAGAUGAGCAGCUGUGCCAUGAGCACUGCUCUUGCGUGGCUUCUCCGACUCACCAGCUCUGAGCCUCUUUUACCAGCACAGCUCCAGGGAAGGUGGGGUGGUCCUGCCUCUCAGGGGAGAGAGUACCCCGAGGCAGCCGACUGGGCAGGGGAGCCAGGCCAAGGAGCCUCUUACGGUUCAAGGUGCACUAAUCCCCUUCUGGGCUAGGAUGCCUUAUGAGGAGGCGCCCAGGAGGCUGUGCCCUUGCCUUAUGCUAGGUCAGCAGUGGGAAGAGGGAGAGGGGACAAAGUUGAGCCUCUUUCACCUCCCGUCUGGGGGCUGCCAAUCCACCCGAUCCCUGGCUUAAAAGAAGGUCUGUCUAAGCAAGCUUUUUCGGGUUUUAUUCCCAUGUAAAGGUGUGUCUUGUGAAGCCUCUGCAGCCAUGAGAAUCUGCUCCUGUACAAGCACAUGAAUGGCGCUGGGGCCACUUGUUUCUGUGUGGUCCUCAGCUUUUUCCAGGAUGGCCCAGGCCUGAUGACCCACACUGCUGGGCAUAUUGCUCGUGUAGAGAUUCUCUCUCUCUCUCACACACACACACACACACACCCCACUCAAGUAGUAUUUGUGGGGCUGUCCUAUGGGAUACAGAGAGGUGGAGUCAUUGGGGUGCUAGGUGUAAGCAGUGGGCUUUGGGCUUCCAGUGCCCAAUUCAGGCACCUGUGCAGAGCCCAGUCCCCGCCUCAGAGACAGAAACAAAAACUUCCGUUUCCUUUCCAGCAAUAGUGUAGCUGGUGCUUGGCUCCUUUUCCUGGGAAACUGGCAGUGCUUGGAAGCAGGGGAGCUGCUGGACCCAGGCAUGAGCCUCAGGCUGAAGGGGCUCCCCCCAUUCCAGCUCUAAUGGUGCUAGGGGGUUGUCCACGUGCUCUCCCUUGCCUGACCUUUCUGGGGGGCUAAGCACUGCCACAACCCAGGCCUCCCAGUUGUCCUUCCUCGUGGCCCAGCUGGCAGCCUCCCUCCCUGGCAUCGGGGCAGUCAAGGCGGCCCAGUUUUGAUGAGAUUUUGGGCCAUUCCUCAACCAGGAAAGGCAGGGUGUCCCCAAAGGAAAGGUUGCUUGUUUUAUGUAGCAAAAUUAUCUCAGUGAGAUACAGCUCCUCUUAUUCUCUUACCUGAGAAUCUUACAGCAGGAAAAGUCUGUGUUUGCCUCACCUCUUGGUGCAUCCUCACCCAUGUGCAUGCGGUGUUCUCUCGGCUUGCCUCGUUCGUGCUAGUUAGACUCCCGUCAGCCACCCCAUCCCUCCCUCCCUCCCUCCUUCGUGUUGGAUUGGGGCCGGUUCUGCACAACUAGAUUGGCGCGGGGAGUUGCCCGCUCGCUUCAUGAUCCUGCCAGGCUCAAAGGUCACCCUCGGCCAGACGCUGCUUCUUCCCCAAGCGGGCACAGAAGCCACUUCUGGUGCACCUGGACUCUCCAUGAACUACCCCCCCCCAGACCCGGUUGCCCAGCUUUCGAGGAGCGUUUCGUUGUCUGUUGGACCGCUAAAGGACAGUGGAUAGGUCUUGCCGUGUAGCAUUUCAGUUCAUUUUUUUUAUUGGAAGUGCUCAACAUUUGUUUUUUAAUGUUUUCAGGAACAAUAAAACAUUUUCUAUGAAA